This is a messenger RNA of Eurypyga helias (sunbittern), 1638 nucleotides long. It is a transcript of the gene SERPINE3, whose product is annotated as serpin peptidase inhibitor, clade E (nexin, plasminogen activator inhibitor type 1), member 3. The transcript has 12 exons. Lineage: Eukaryota; Metazoa; Chordata; Aves; Eurypygiformes; Eurypygidae. Gene Ontology annotation, biological process: negative regulation of endopeptidase activity. The record is from RefSeq and is a predicted model, not a curated record. The coding region runs from base 1 to 1638 and encodes 545 amino acids. Gene Ontology annotation, molecular function: serine-type endopeptidase inhibitor activity.
AUGUCGGCACAUGGAGCUUUGUCUGAGAUGCCGUCACAGGGUCAGCUGGCUGGUGAUCCGCUGCAGUGGCCAUCCUUUGAGGAGCCAGAUUCCAUCCUCACGCCCCAGCGGGAGGCAGAGGCGGUGGCAUUUUGUACAAGGCAUGUGGAUAGCACCUUUCUCUGGCCUAAAUUCUGCUCUGGAUUUCUGUGUAAAGUCAUGAAGCAGGAGCCCAAACUUGCCAAAUCCCAAAAGCAGAACUGCUUCCGCUUUCCUCUCAGCCGCCACGAGAACCAGGACAUUGUGAUGGCGUUUGUCAGUGCUCAGCCGUGGGGGAUGCUUCAGCAGUCUGUCCCCUUGCCCACCACGAUGGUCACACAGGAGGAUAUCGAGUGCCCCUACGGUAACAGUGCUAGCACACCGCAGAUGCAGUUAGGACCUAAUCCAUCGGUGAAAGCAGCCAUCACCAGCCGCUUCUCUCCAGCACUUUCUACCAGUUCUCCUCCUGGAAACUGCAUCUCUUAUGAUGAGCUGAAAGAGCUGAAGACUGAAUUUGCCAUCAAUCUCUACAGGCAUGUAUCCGAAGCAGAGAACAGAACCAACCUGGUAAUCUCCCCAGCAAGCGUAGCUAUUUCUUUGGAGCUGCUGCAGUUUGGAGCUCAAGGAAAUACCUUUAUGGAGCUGCAGGAUACCCUAGGAUACAAUAUUCAUGAUCAAAACGUGCAGGAUUUCUUGCACGUGGCGUACGAAGGAGCGACCGACUCCAGCCAAAGCACAGUGGUUCACCUGGCAUGUUCCUUCUUUGUGGACACCGGCGUGCAGGUCUCGCCCCGUUUCGCUGCACAUGCUGUGCGCUGGGCAAACAGCAGCCUGCAGCAAACCAACUUCACUGACCCCAACAGAACCGCAGCCCAAAUCCAGGAAUGGAUCACCAGUAACCUUGGAGAUGGGGAUGUUCCUGGCAUGCCGUUGGAGAGCGCUGGGUCACCACUCAGCCAGGUUGCCCUGGUGAGCACCAUGCACUUCAAAAGCACAUGGCAAAAGAAGUUUUCCUUUAUGGAUACCCAGAUGUUGCCUUUUACCACAGCAGAGGGGUCAACCCUGAAAGUGCCCACAAUGCAUCACACAGUCGAAGUCAACUACGGCCAAUUCCAGACUGCAACUCUGGAGGCUUUCAGCGUGGUCGAGUUACCCUACCUGGGGGAGAAACUCAGCAUGUUCCUAGUGCUUCCCAGCCACAAAAGAACACCUUUGUCCCACAUUGAGUCCCAUCUCUCUGCCAAAACCAUAACGCUCUGGUCCAACACCUUGAAGAGAACGAAGAUGGACAUUUUUCUACCUAGGUUCAGUAUUCAAAGCCUUUUUGACCUAAAGACAGUUUUUUCUGCCUUGGGAAUUAGAGACGCAUUUGAUCCCAUCACUGCUAAUUUUAAAGGUAUUUCAGAGCAAAUUAGUCUUUAUAUUUCAGAAGCUAUUCACAAAGCAGAGAUUGAAGUAACAGAAGAUGGUACGAAAGCAUCAGGAGCUACAGUGAUGGUAUUACUAAAAAGAUCUCGAACGCCUAUUUUCAAAGCAGACAGAUCUUUCACAUUUUUCCUGAGACAAACUAACACAGGUUUGGUACUCUUUAUAGGAAGAGUUACAAAUCCUGCAUUAUAA